CUUCGGAAAGCUCGAGCCCAGGUCGAGAUGUAUAAAUAGACGGGCAUUCGCUGCUGGGAGGGGGAUAGACCACUCACUAUUCUCUCGCGCAAGGCCACAUCCCUCGACCGCCUCUUUUAACCCAUACCACGCCGAUCAAUAUAUAGUCGGGAAUCAUCCGAACCACAAUGCCCGAGUACGCCAAAGACCAGCCCGCGGGCUACAAAAACACCAUCGAAAAAGUAGCCAUCGUUGGCGCCGGAGGCACAAUCGGCUCGCACAUCACCAAGGCCCUCCUCUCCACGGGCAAACACACCGUCACCGCGCUCUCCCGAGCCGGCAGCACAAACACCCUUCCCAGUGGCAUCCAGAUCGCCACAGUCGACUACAGCGACGAAAGCACGCUCAUCACCGCCCUACAGAACCAGGACUUCCUAAUCAUAACCAUGGCCCCCACCGCACCGCGCGACACACACAGCAAACUCGUCCAAGCAGCGUCCAAGGCCGGCGUCCCCUACGUCAUGCCAAACGGGUAUGCCGGUGACAUCGAGCAUGUCGCGCUCGGUAACGAUACACUGCUCGGCCCCGUGGCGAAGGCGGCUCGAGAUGAGAUUGAGCGGCUGGGCAUGCAGUGGGUUACGGUUUGCUGUGGGUUCUGGUAUGACUACAGCCUUGGCGGUGGGGAGAGUCGGUUUGGGUUUGAUUUUGACAAGAGGGCUGUGACGUUUUAUGAUGACGGAACCACGAGAACUUCGGUUUCCACCCUUGUCCAGGUUGGACGGGCAGUUGCGAAUGUUCUUAGUCUCAAGGUUCUUCCGGAGGAUGAAAGGGACCAGAGUCUGACGCUGUCGGCGUUCCUUAAUCAGGGCGUGUAUAUCAAGAGCUUCGUCCUUAGCCAGAGGGAUAUGUUUGAGAGCGUCAAGCACGUUACUGGGACGACUGACGCAGACUGGACGAUUACGCACGAGGACACGAAGAAGCGGUAUGCGGAUGGCCUGGCGCAGGUCAAGAUGGGGAAUAUGGCUGGGUUCAGCAAGUUGCUAUAUGCGAGGGCGUUUUACCCGGAGGAUCCGGGUGAGCACUCGGGCAAGGCGCAGAAUGAGUUGCUCGGCUUGCCGGAGGAGAGUCUUGAUGAGGCUACAAGAGCCGGGAUUGAGUUGGAAAAGGAGUUGAAGAAGAGAGUUGAGCGGAUGGCAGCUUAGAGGGUGCAUGCAUAGGUAUGGGAUUUGUGAUAGUGUAUGUUUAGUAGUUUCUGAAUGAUAAUUUGGUUGGGGC
Messenger RNA from Aspergillus calidoustus, 1254 nucleotides. The record is from the annotation of a GenBank genome assembly. NCBI's taxonomy places the organism in Eukaryota, Fungi, Ascomycota, Eurotiomycetes, Eurotiales, Aspergillaceae.